Molecule: messenger RNA, 1890 nt
Organism: Brassica rapa (field mustard)
Lineage: Eukaryota; Viridiplantae; Streptophyta; Magnoliopsida; Brassicales; Brassicaceae
Molecular function (GO): zinc ion binding
Source: RefSeq, a predicted model, not a curated record
AUGGCUCAAGAAGAUUAUAACCUGGACAUGAACACAGAGUCUGUGGAGCUAACCUACUCAUUACAACAGAUGGCUCCAGACCUUCCUCCUAUUCAUGUUACAAGUGAUAGACAAGUUCGAAACUUGCUCGAGAUAACUAAAACGCAUGAAGGGGAUGAAGCUGAGGAGGGGCAUGAAGCUGAAGUGGGGGAUAAAGCUGAGGAUCAUGAUGGGGAGGAGGAUGCUGACAUCCCUGUUGUUGCUGAUGCUGAGGAUUAUAGUGAGUAUGGAAAGGUUAAAGAUGAGGAUGAGGAAGAAGAUGAUGAAAUCUACAGAAUCUAUGUCAACCAGAGUUUUGCUAGUAAGGAUGCAGUGCUUUCAGAGUUGCGGUUGACAGCGGUGAGGCGUAGGUUCUCCUUCAGAAUAUUCAAGUCAACGAAAACUCUGUUUGUGGCAACAUGUCGUGUUAGUGGUUGUCAAUGGAAGGUCCGAGCAAGUGUGAAACAUGGGACUAAAACGUUUUGGGUAACCAAGUAUUUGGCAACUCAUACAUGUUCCAUCCCAGACAGAAUCGCUCAGCGGAAAUGUUGUACUCCGAAGUACAUUGGUCGACUUUUCAUAGAUCGAGUUGGAAUCAUUGAUGGGUUGAAUCCGCAGCAUAUCAAAGAUGCAAUGAAGAACAUGUUUGGCAUGACCUUUGAUUACACCACUUCAUACAGAGCAUUGUUAUAUGCGCAAGAAAUGGUGAGAGGAUCAGCGGAAGAAGGCUUGAUCAGAGGAUUUAAGUAUCAGAGAAGGGUCAUUGUGGUAGAUGGGACUCACCUAAGUGGGAAGUAUGGGGGUACUAUGUUGGUUGCAGCCGCACAAGACGGUAAUUUUCAGAUAUAUCCAUUGGCUUUUGGGAUCGUAGAUGGUGAGAAUGAUGAAUCUUGGGAAUGGUUUUUCACAAAAUUGGCGAGCUGUGUAUCUGAUGAGUAUCCUCUGGUGAUAGUCUCCGACAGGCACGCCUCCAUUAUAAAUGCGUGUGAAAAGGUGUUUCCUUGGGCAACCCGAGGAAUAUGUUAUUAUCACCUUCAAGAGAAUAUUGUCAAAAAGUAUAAAGGGAAGCAUCUCUUGUACUUGGUGAAAGGUGCUGCUUAUGCUCAUACACUUUACGAUUUUGAUCGGUACAUGGAUGAGAUACGGAGUGCAAAUCCGGAUCUUGCUGAGUAUCUAGAGGAAGCCGAUGUGACCCUAUGGUCUAGGGUUCAUUGUCAGGGAGACAGGUACAACUUAAAAACGAGCAAUAUCGCUGAAUCAAUUAACUCCGCACUGAAGCGAGCAAGAGGAUUUCCUAUUCAGUUCCUGCUGGAGUUCAUAAGGGAGAAGCUAGGAAGGUGGUACUGGAAAAGGAGAGGAGAUGCUUUGAGUCUUACAACUCAACAUAGUCGGGGUGUUGAACACUUGCUUGCUGUCCGAGAGGAGAACGCGUAUACUCUGAGAGUCCAACAAAUUGAUGGAUGGAAGUUCUUUGUGAAAGGUGGCAAUAGGGACUGUAAUGUUGAUCUGGAACUUCAAAAGUGUGAUUGUGGUGUCUAUCAAGUCGAGAAAAUACCUUGCUCUCAUGCUAUAGCAGCUGGAACAGCAGCUGGUGUGCAUAUCUCCACACUUGUGUGGCCGGUCUACUCAAAGGAUACUUUGUUUGCAGGAUACUCAGAGAAUAUAUAUCCUUGUGUUGGACAACUUGUUGAGGCACGCACAUGCUUUCCUCCGGAAGUAAAGCGUGGUCCGGGGAGACAGAAGAAAUCAAGAUGGCAAUCUUGGUUGGAGCUAUCCAGGAUGAGAGGACGCAAACCCCGGAAGCAACACAGGGUUUAUAGGUGCUCAGUCUGCAAAGAAACUGGCCAUAAGCGUCCACAAUGUAAGAACUGA